AUAGUAAGUCCCGCCUACUCUAAAGCACCAGAUCCCGGCAUCCAUAUAUGGUCCCCUCCUAUCUGUGUUCCAUCAACAGAGCAUAAGAAUGUUUUCCGGCAAAAUGAAUCCUCUAAUGCUCCUCGUCCUCGUCCUAAUCUCUUAUUACAACUUGCCGGAGACAGUGCGUUCCUCGCCGGCGUGCACUUUUCCGGCCAUCAUUAACUUCGGCGACUCCAACUCUGACACCGGAGGAUUUUCGGCGACCUUCGGCCCAACUCCAGCCCCCAAUGGCGAGACCUUCUUUCGAAUGCCGGCCGGCCGAUUUUCCGACGGCCGUCUCAUCAUCGAUUUUAUCGCGGAGAGAUUUGGGCUUCCUUUCCUGAGCUCUUACCUGGACUCGCUGGGCGCAAAUUACAGUCAUGGAGUUAACUUCGCCUCUGUGUCUUCCACCAUGAUAGAUCAAAAUAUCUCUCUUUCUCAAGGUGGCUAUAGUCCCUUCUAUCUAACCAUACAGGUUAUGCAGUUCUCUCAGUUCAUUCCCAGGUCUCAACUAUUCGCCAAGCGAGGAUGGUUCUUCAAUUCCACAAUGCCAAGAAAGGAAUACUUCAAUCAAGCAUUGUAUACAAUCGACAUCGGACAGAAUGAUCUCACAGCCGGCCUGCUCGCUGGAAAAACCUCCGAUGAGUUCAUCCCACAAACGAUAGAGGUCUUCUCCGGCGAAGUUAAGAGGAUAUAUAACAUGGGGGGAAGGUAUUUCUGGAUUCACAACACGGGUCCAUUGGGUUGCCUCGCUUACGUCCUGGUCGGCCAAAACAACACAACCGCUGGUGAGUUGGACGCGGCGGGCUGUGCUGUCAUUUACAACAAGGCGGCACAGGAGUUCAACGUAAAGCUCAAUGAAACAUUAGUGAAAAUGAGGAAGGAGCUGCCCCAUGCGGUUAUCACCUACGUGGAUAUUUAUUCUGCCAAGUACUCUCUCUUUCUGGAACCCGCCAAGUACGGGUUUAAGGACCCUCUGAGGGUUUGUUGUGGCCAUGGCGGUGGCAAGUACAAUUUUGACUUUAACGUGAAGUGUAGGAGCUCGCCCGCAGUGAACGGAAACGGAACCAAGGCUCUGUCUGCAAAAGCAUGCCGCCAGCCAUCGAAGAAGUUGGUGUGGGAUGGCGUUCACUUUACAGAUGCUGCGAAUAAGGUAGUGUUCAAUCUAAUAUCUACCGGUAAAUUUUCGCACCCACCCCGACCAUUAGAGAUGGCUUGCAAGCAUCAACAAAAGGAGCAACAUAUAAAUUUUGACGACUAACUAGACACGACAUAAACUUAUUCUUA
This is a messenger RNA of Phalaenopsis equestris, 1308 nucleotides long. RefSeq names its product GDSL esterase/lipase At3g26430-like. NCBI's taxonomy places the organism in Eukaryota, Viridiplantae, Streptophyta, Magnoliopsida, Asparagales, Orchidaceae. Bases 89 to 1282 code for a protein of 397 amino acids. Gene Ontology annotation, molecular function: hydrolase activity, acting on ester bonds. The transcript is spliced from 4 exons. The record is from RefSeq and is a predicted model, not a curated record.